AUGUCCGUCAACGUUUUCACCACUUGGCGGAAGAAACGAAAGGACGAGAUCGUUCCUUUACAGCUGACCAACGAUAAGAAGGACAGUCAUGUCAAUUUGUUGUAUCUGUCAGAUUCGCGAAACAACUCGAACGGCGGUCAUUUCGCGUGUAUAAAGAAUCUGUCACGAUUGUUGGGGUCUCAGUUAAACAGGAGCAAGAACAUGAAGUACAUAUGCGAUCGAUGCUUACAUUACUUUCAUUCGAGAGAGAAAUUGUCCGCUCACAGCGUCGACUGCGGAAAGAUGAACGACUGCGCCAUCGUUCUUCCGAACGACGACAAAUGGUUGUUUUUUCGCGAUCACAGUAGGAAGGAGCGACUUCUCUUCGUGGUCUACGCCGAUCUGAAAUGCGUGUUGGAGAAAGAAAAGAUAGACACGAUAACCGCGUACGACGAGAUUAGACCCGGGUACAGAUUUCGUCGCGGCGAAGACUGCGUGUUGUGGUUCGUCAACGAGCUCAACGUUAUCGCGCAUCGCGCAAAGGAGAUACUCAUGACGAACGUGACCAUGGCGGAGCUCACGUUGGAUGAGACACGAAAUUUUUGGACCGCGACGAGCUGCCACAUAUGCGAGAGACCGUUUGAAUCGGAGGACGGUCAACGCGUGCGCGAUCACUGCCACUUGACCGGACGUUACAGAGGUCCCGCGCAUUCGCGUUGCAACCUAAAUUAUAGAGACUCGUACGUUAUUCUUGUAUUCUUUCACAAUCUGUCCGGUUACGAUGCCCACUUUAUUAUCAAGAAUAUCGCUAACAGCUUUGAGGGUAGAAUCGAUUUAUUACCGCUCACCAAAGAGUCGUACAUAUCGUUCAGAAGAAUCACCAGUCUCGAGAAAUUGGCGUUGUAUCUCGAUAAGGACAAACUGAAAAUGAUGUGUUCGGAAUUUUCAGAACUGAGCGAAAGCGAUUUCGACCUGCUCACGCGUAAAGGUGUAUUUCCGUACGAGUACGUCGACGGCUUCGAUAAGUUGCUGGUGACGGAAUUACCGCCGCGCGAGGACUUUUACAGUUCGUUGACCGGCGAGACCGCGAGCGAGAGCGAUUACGAGCACGCGCGGAACGUCUGGCGUUGUUUUCGCGUGAGAAAUCUCGGCGAGUACAGUGAUCUGCAUCUCAAAACGGACUUGCUUCUCCUAGCGGAUAUCUUCGAAAAUUUUCGCGACACCUGUAUCGACACUUACGGACUGGAUCCCGCGCAUUAUUACACCCUACCGGGAUACACGUGGGACGCGAUGCUGAAGUACACGGGGGUGCGAUUCGAAUUGCUCACCGAUAUCGACAUGGUAAUGUUCGUGGAGCGCGGUAUCCGCGGCGGUCUGAGUCAAUGUUCCAACAGGUACGCGCGAGCCAACAACAAAUACAUGCAAUCGCACGACUCUUUGCAACCGUCGACGUAUUUCAUGUACUUCGACGUGAACAAUCUGUACGGUUGGGCAAUGUGUGAACCGUUGCCGUACGCGGACUUUCAAUGGAUCGACGACGCGGAGAGUCUCGACGUAAUGUUUGUGAGGUUGGACUCCGCUAUCGGUUACAGCUUGGAGGUCGACCUUGCGUACCCGCAUGAACUCCACGACGCUCACGCUGACCUUCCAUUCUGCCCGACGCGCGAUAAGCCUCCCGGAAAACGGUGCAAUAAACUCCUCGCCACUUUGCGCGAUAAGUCGCGCUACGUGUUGCAUUACCGUAAUCUACAGCAAUGCGUGCAAUACGGAUUGUGCGUCACGAAGAUUCACCGCGCGCUUCGAUUCGCGCAAUCUCCGUGGCUUCGGGAAUACAUAGAGCUUAAUACAGGAUUCAGAGCUCACGCCAGCAACGAUUUCGAGAAAGAAAUGUACAAAUUAACGAACAAUGCGGUAUUCGGCAAGACCAUGGAAAACGUACGAGAUCACGUAGACGUGCGUCUCGUGACGCGUUGGGAUGGGAGAUACGGCGCGGAGGCGAUGAUCGCAAAACCGAAUUUUCACAGUCGAACCGUCUUCGCGGAGAAUCUGAUCGCCGUCGAGUUGCGCAGGCUCGAGGUGAGGUUGAACAAACCCAUCUACGUCGGUAUGUGCAUUCUCGAGAUAUCCAAGACGCGCGUCUACGAUUUUCAUUACGAUUACAUGGUGCCGCUGCAUCGCGAAAGGUGUAAGAUAAUGUACACGGACACCGACAGUCUCAUAUAUUUUCUCGAGUGCGACGACGCGUACGAGGAUAUGAAACGCGACAUCGCGAGAUUCGACACGAGCGGCUAUCCCGAGGACAACGCGUAUCGCAUGCCGCGCGUCAACAAGAAGAUACCCGAUUUGAUGAAGGACGAGAACGACGGCGCGGUGAUGACGGAAUUCGUUGGACUGAGGUCAAAAAUGUACGCCUUAAGGGUCGAGGGAAAGAGCGACACGAAGAAAAUAAAAGGCAUCAAGAGAAACGUGGUCGCGAGAACGAUAACGUUCGACGAUUACGUGUGUUGUCUGAACGACGCGAUAGGGCAGUUUAGGCGUCAGUCGUGUAUUCGUUCGACUGCACACGAGGUGCACACCGUGUCCGAGUUGAAACUCGCUCUCAGCCCGUACGACGACAAGCGAUACGUCGUUCCCGACUCGUACGACACUCUACCGUGGGGGCAUUACAAGAUACCGCCGUGA
Molecule: messenger RNA, 2661 nt
Organism: Temnothorax curvispinosus
Lineage: Eukaryota; Metazoa; Arthropoda; Insecta; Hymenoptera; Formicidae
Exons: 4
Coding region: 1-2661 (886 amino acids)
Biological process (GO): DNA replication
Molecular function (GO): nucleotide binding; DNA-directed DNA polymerase activity; DNA binding
Source: RefSeq, a predicted model, not a curated record